Molecule: messenger RNA, 426 nt
Organism: Symbiodinium natans
Lineage: Eukaryota; Dinophyceae; Suessiales; Symbiodiniaceae
Source: the annotation of a GenBank genome assembly
AUGUCAUGCAGCCUGGAGGAGCCGGCGUUGCCGACCUUGCUCGGGCGAAAGGAGAGCGUGCGCAAAUCGUACCGACGAGCUCAUGACACACUGAACGACGAGCUCUUGAUCCGCAGGUAUGAAAGCCGCAUCGCUGUUGAUGACCACAAGAAUGCUGCCACCUUCGGCUCGUCUGUGAAGGAGGUCAAGCACAUUCACGCUCCUAAACCCCGACGAGCAGUGGCAUUUAACACAUCUGCUGAUCGUUUCGGCCACAUCGUGGACGGCUCUCCAGGCCCAGCGGCGUACGAUCUUCAACGUUGGCCUGUUGUGCCACGCUGCAGGGCUCAGCGCAAGCUUAAAGUGAUGGCAAGGCCAUGUGAGGUGCAGGAGCUGAAGCCCGUAGUCCUUCCAGACGGAAAGGUUCUCGUCCCCUUUCAGUUCUGA